Molecule: messenger RNA, 2366 nt
Organism: Xyrauchen texanus (razorback sucker)
Lineage: Eukaryota; Metazoa; Chordata; Actinopteri; Cypriniformes; Catostomidae
Gene: troap
Product: trophinin associated protein
Exons: 13
Coding region: 558-1919 (453 amino acids)
Source: RefSeq, a predicted model, not a curated record
GGACAUGCACCAAACCUGUUCCUUUCAAUUUGUCCAAAUCACGUGCACACAGUAAGAGAAACACAGACGUUACCCCUGGCAAAGCGCCCCUGACACCUUCUGCCCGGCUAACACCUGGAGCAAAACUAAGAAACUUGAAUCCAAGUGCAAUAACUGAAACUACAAGCUGUAAAACUACUACACCAGGUGUCCUCAAGACUCCCUCAAACAAGUCACAGCGACUUGGUUCACAAUAUUUUGUGCCACAGACUGGUAGUCAUGUAGAAUGUGUGGCAUCAACCAAAGCAACAGCAUCACGUUCUACUGAUGGUCAACCACUUGCAGUUUGCAGUCAAACUGAUUUAAGUUCACGUUUAGGUAACAUCACUCUUGUACAAACUAAGCCUCCCAUAGAUUUGGGUUUGAGUCAUUCUUCUAAAACUGUGCUCUGUAAAGUAGACGUUGGGUUUGAUUGUCAUGCACCAAAGGACAAGAACUCUUUCCAAACUGUCCAAUCAGCUACUGGUACACAAAGCCAUGCGAGCACUACAGGGGCAGUUUCAUCGCUUUCUUCAGCUAUGCACAGUGUCUUCCCAUGUGAAGGAUCGAGUUCUGGUGGAGCUCAGUGCAUGAUGCCGCGUUUGUCCACCUGCCCCCCUGGACCAGGGACCUCCAAUAAUUUGCCUCAAAGAGUUUCUGUGAAGAAGAGUCAUCGUGGCAUUGAUCACAGCGCAGACAAUGCCGGGUCGUUUUCUCCUGUCCUAUCCUCUCUAAGAAGUAUUCUGCGGAAUGAAGGAAUUACAAUAGGAGAUCAUUUGGGUGCAACACCCCGAGUAUCAACCUGUCCCACUGGUAGAGGAACCUCUGUUUAUUCUGCUAAAAGAGUACCUGCCAAAAAGCCUAAAAAAAUAGCUCCAGCAGAGACCACAAGCCCUACAAGGAGUACUUUGGACUUCUCUCCUGAUCCAUCAGCGCUCUGUGGUAUUCUGCACAAUAAUGGAGCAACACCUAAUGAACUAACCCGACCCUCAGGCAGAGGAACUUCUGUUUACUCCGCCUUGAGAGUACCCGUGAAGAAGACUAAAACAGAAGCCACAGCAACUGUAGCGGCGGCAUCUCAUUGUGCAAAUAAAACUCCAGUGAUGAAAUGGCCGCCUCAACGGGUUCCAAACACCAAAUCACAAUCAAUGAGGAAGCUCUUUACUGGACAAAAGACACUCAGAUUUAAGGACUCUCCAGGUGUGAGUGAACCCCAAGAAAACAGCACUGAACUUUUGACAUUCCAGGAGCAGGGAGAUGAUGUUGUUCAAAGGUUAUUUGAAGAGCCAGAGCAGAUGGACAAAGAUGAUGAUACUUUUCAUAAACUACUGAACAGUCACAAAACUAUUGAACCUCAAUCAACAACUAAAGGAAAUUCUGAUUUGAAUCGUAAGACAAUAGCCCAACCUUUCAUCCAAGCUGCACACAGAGGGUCAGUCAUUGUUUUCUCUUCAAGCCAAAGACUCUUUGGAUCGGGCCAGCCUCGUGAGACCUCUGGGGCCCCUCUGCAGCUCAGCAGAGACAGUGAUGCAUCACAUAGUACACUGCCACUUCAGUUAGACCAAAACAAUAGAUCACAGAUCACUCCCAGCUUGGAUAUCACUAAACAAACCAUCACCAGUGCACAAGGCCAACCAAAAGUUCCUCCCCUUGUGUCUGCUCUUCGGCGACGUCAUACUCCUCUUGAGGAGAUGUUUCUGGAUGACGAAUGUGCUACCUACACCUCUCGCCUGCUAUCUUGCCAAGUGCAGCCCCGUUGUGGAAAUCCUGUAGCCACCACACUUCUGUUUCAGGACUCCACUUGUUUUUUACCCAUUGGCCUCCCAUACUUUGGAGUCCAGUACCCUCUGGUUCCUCUAUCAGGGCUUGAUGGCAAUUUUCCUCCGAAUAUUGCACACUGAGUCAAUCCAUGCACUAUUAUUUUGGUGACUGUCUGCCUAAAACCAAAUUACUAGUUGCACUUUUUUUUGUCUUAUGUUGUCUUAUAGCUGAGAUGUAAGUAGCCAACCCUACAGUUGGCUACUGGCUAUUGACAUGGAUGCUUUUACAGCAAUCCACAAGCACUGCAAUUUAAUUAAUAUGAUUUUCAAUGUGAUACACUGCAGACUCAAUGCAAAACUCUCUCUUUGAAUUGUCAAACUUCCAUAACAUUUUAGCCUGAACUUGUCACUGACUGGAAACUGUGUUUUCAACUUGUAUUUUGUGUAAAAUAAAUGUGUGUGUGUGUGUGUGUGUGUGUGUGUGUGUGUAUAUAUAUAUAUAAGAUAUCCGUAUGCUGUGGAUUUUUAUUUUUCUGAUACAAAAGUUGUGCAUUUCUCAUGAAAUAAGAAUCCCAGGACAAAAACUAU